Sitodiplosis mosellana (orange wheat blossom midge) is the source of this 1767-nucleotide messenger RNA. RefSeq names its product galactokinase-like. Gene Ontology annotation, cellular component: cytosol; cytoplasm. Gene Ontology annotation, molecular function: ATP binding; galactokinase activity. Gene Ontology annotation, biological process: carbohydrate phosphorylation; galactose metabolic process. Lineage: Eukaryota; Metazoa; Arthropoda; Insecta; Diptera; Cecidomyiidae. The record is from RefSeq and is a predicted model, not a curated record. The coding region runs from base 319 to 1572 and encodes 417 amino acids. The transcript has 9 exons.
CAAAAAGUACUUCGAGAGCGUUAAACAGUAAUUAUGUGAUGUGCCGAUUGUGACCGUAAUACAGAAAUGUCAGUUUAUGAAUUGCACUCGGCACGACUAAACGUCAAAAGUGAACUCAUUUUUACAGUUCAGAAAACAGAUCAAUUCCGUGCAGUUGACAUACAGAUUUGUUGAUUUGUAACAGAAAAAAAAACGCAUCUAGCUCCAGUUUUUAUUGUGCGGUUAUUUGUUGGUGUUGUGAAGGAAUAGAAAUAAUACUCCAAGCCGGGAUCACACCAGACAACUGAUAUAAAAUUCAAUACGACUACGAGCAUCACAAUGUCAUCAGAAAGUGGAUCGACAGCUAUGGCGAAUGUCAUGUUAACGGAUCCGGUGCCAGCGUUUGACACAAUUUACGAAGAUGCAAUCAAAACUUUUCGUGACACAUUCGAUGCGCAACCAGAUGUGGCCGUCUGUGCUCCAGGACGUGUUAAUUUAAUUGGUGAACAUAUCGAUUACAACGACGGUUUCGUACUUCCAAUGGCACUGCCGAUGGUUACGAUUAUUGUGGGGAAACGCAACCAAACUAAAUCCACGGCAAAUGUUGUUACCUGCUGUGACGGAGCCGACGACCCGACAACCGUUUCAUUCGAUUUGAACAACCUCACGGUCGGAACGCCAAAAUGGGCCAACUAUAUAAAAGGUGUAUUGAAAUGUUUUGGUAAACAAUUGCCGGGAUUCGAUGCGGUCAUAUUGACAAAUGUGCCCAUUGGAGGAGGUCUUUCCAGCAGCGCAGCGCUUGAAGUGGCGACGCUAACAUUUAUACAAGCGCUAACCGAGGCCGAUAAUGAUAAAAACCCCGAAAACACCAAAUCCUUAACGCAAAAACAACAGGCUCUGCUGUGCCAGAAAGCUGAGCACGAAUUUGCUGGUAUGCCGUGCGGCGUUAUGGACCAAUUGAUUUCGGUGUGCGGGAAACGUGACCACGCGUUGCUCAUCGAUUGUCAAACAUUGGACAUAUUUCAAAUACCAUUCGAGAUGGGAGACGAUUUGGCCGUUUUAAUCUGUAAUUCAAACGUGCGCCACGAACUAUCGCAUAGCGAAUACCCGACUCGCCGAAACCAAUGUGCACAGGCACUCGAACUCUUGCGUUUGAAUAGCUACAAAGAUGCAACUAUUAAAAGCUUAGACGCUCUGAAAGGUAGUGAUGAAGUUUUCACCAGAAGGGCACGACACGUUAUCACGGAGAUUCAGCGGACACGUGAAGCAGCUGAAGCAUUGCGGAAAAAAGAUUUCAUUGAGAUGGGUCGAUUAAUGAAUGAAUCGCAUGAAUCACUUCGAGAUGAUUUCGAAGUAUCGUGUGCUGAACUUGAUAUACUGGUCGAGGCGGCAAUCAGCUGUUCAGCUAGUGUGUUGGGGUCACGUAUGACUGGUGGCGGUUUUGGGGGUUGUACAGUUACGUUGCUUCGCAAAAGCGACAUAAAUAAUGUGAUAACGCACAUCAAAACGAUUUACAGCGCGAACGGCACAAACGGACGUACUGCCAGUUUUUAUGUGGUCCAACCGGGUGAUGGUACUCGCCGAAUUAUGUAAUACUUGCAAAUGGUGCUGAAAACAGAACAAACAUUCCGACAGUACUCGAAACAUUAAUUUUAACGAUGAUGUUGAUUAUGCAUUUCCAUAACAUACUUUCUCAGCUUCACCAUAGAAUCGACAUCAUCCAAGUUAUACUUCAUGUAUUUCAGAUUGUUAACUAUCAAACUAGUAAAUAAAGAGUAGAAGAAGCAA